Messenger RNA from Lytechinus variegatus (green sea urchin), 1648 nucleotides. RefSeq names its product beta carbonic anhydrase 1-like. NCBI's taxonomy places the organism in Eukaryota, Metazoa, Echinodermata, Echinoidea, Temnopleuroida, Toxopneustidae. Gene Ontology annotation, molecular function: carbonate dehydratase activity; zinc ion binding. The transcript is spliced from 5 exons. Bases 136 to 963 code for a protein of 275 amino acids. The record is from RefSeq and is a predicted model, not a curated record.
UCGCGCGGUGAUGAGUCUGACGAUUUACUGGCGGAAUAAGCCCUAAAUCUGUUGCUUGACAUUUUUCGACAAAUCAGUUUCGGCGGCUAACAUAUAUUUUUGAGCCCCAAGACGCCCCAAGGAGGACGAUAAACAAUGCACAUUGGACGCUUUCGACUCAUGGGGAGGGUGCUUGUGCAAGUUUCCAAGAGAUUUUCAAGCCAACAGAGUGUACCAUCACAGUCGCGCCCAUUCCAAGUGGGGCAAAAACCUCCGCUAGCUGUACUGGUUACCUGUAUGGACGGGCGUCUCCUCCCGUCCCGAAUCUUCAAGGCCGAGUGUGGCGAGCUCCUCAUCAUUCGCAACCCUGGUAACUUUGUUCCCCACUCCUGUAAAUGUGAGUCUUCAGCCGAGUCAACAGCUCCUGCCUUUCCCAGUGGUGAGAUGGCUGGACUUCAACUGGCCAUCCAGAAGAUGGCUAUACCCGAUGUAAUCGUCUGUGGCCAUACAGACUGUAGGGCAGGAGAAGCACUUCGGAACCUUCCUGUCUCCAGGCCCACGGGUCAUGCCGGCUCUGGAUCCCAACACUCGCUGGAUCUCACAAACAACUGGCUCCAUUCCUAUGGAUCCCCGGCCCUGGAGAAGUAUGAGCAGCACAUGGAGAAGCCAGGAGAAGAGGUGGAGUUCGAGGGAGGUGGGAGAAAAGGAGCAAAGUUUUCUGCCAUCAUAGACGAUGAGAACAAGCUGAGUAAAACAGACAAACUAGCGCAGAUCAACGUUCUUCAGCAGCUUGAACAUCUCCAGUCGUACGACUUCAUCAGUAAACGGACAGAAACGGACCAAAUUCGGCUCCAUGCAACCUUCUACGACACCUUCACAGGCAACAUGUUUGUAUUCAACAAGGUGCAGAGCCGCUUCAAUAUACUUCCUACAAAUGACAUCACUAGCCUGUCACAUUACAUAUUUCAGCUUAGGAGCAGUUAACAUCCCUAAAUGUGAAUAUAUUUCAUAUAGGCUUGGGUUUACUAUUUUUGUGUGAAUAGUGGUUUAUGUGUACUAUAAGAGUUAGUAUUUAUGGUUGAUACUAUUUUCGUAUAUCGUUGACUGUUUGAAAUGGGCUGGAAGUAAUUUUGGAAAUGUAGGUUGGUUAUUUAAUCAUUUUCAUCAUCGUCGUCAUCAUUAUCAUUGUCAUCAUCAUCAUCGUCAUCCUCAACAUCAUCAUCAUCUCCAUUGUCAUUAUUAUUGCAAUUGUCAUUACUUGAAAUGAAAUGAUAACUUGAUAGCUUUGAUACUACAUGUAAGGUCCUAAGUCAUAAAACAACACUAAUGAAUUCCCAUAUAUUCUAAGGCCUAUUUGUAUGAUGCUGUUAGAAUGAUGCCAGUCCAUGCCAGUAUGUAUCCUAUGAAUGUGCUCAUGUGUUUGUGUGUGUUUGAUAUGAAGAAUGAAUAUAAUAUUUUUGCCACAAGAAUCUAUUCAAAUCUGUCACUGUGAUAUUUUUAUACCUAUAUAGUGCACCAGUGUGGACCGUGUGCUAAAUUUGCAUCACGGGAAUGUCAAGGGCGAGGUGCAUAUAUACAUAUCGUCGCACGCAUCACGAACCGUCCUCUCUGCACACUUCAAUGCGAAAGUUAGUUUUGCAGAAAACGCAUUUAAAGAAAAGCUUUUUUA